Molecule: messenger RNA, 4844 nt
Organism: Entelurus aequoreus (snake pipefish)
Lineage: Eukaryota; Metazoa; Chordata; Actinopteri; Syngnathiformes; Syngnathidae
Gene: map3k19
Product: mitogen-activated protein kinase kinase kinase 19
Exons: 19
Coding region: 1-4578 (1525 amino acids)
Biological process (GO): protein phosphorylation
Molecular function (GO): ATP binding; protein kinase activity
Source: RefSeq, a predicted model, not a curated record
AUGAAAAGCAAGGUCGACGUCUGUUCCGCGGAGCGGGUGGGCGAGCAGUCGGCACCAGGGGUGGAGCGUCGGUCUCUGCUGGGCUGCCCUGAUACGCGCUACCAUCCUCCCGCAAGAUGUCCUCACACAAGUUCGUGGAGGGCAGGACGAGUCCUCGGCGCUCAAAGGCAGUUAGUGGACACCAUCCAGGUCCUCCCUCGUCGUGUCUCCACCACAGUGAGAGCUUCUCCGGUGUUCUGCGACGUAAACUCUCCGCCGUGCCUAUACAGCCUCCACCCCACACCUACCACCACCACCACCAGGGGCUCCCGCUGUGCCUCAAGCCGACGUUCAAAGACAGGUGUAUGGGGAAUUGUGUUGUCAGCUACUGCCAUCUACUGGUCGUUUGGAGAACUGCAGCGUAUUUACUGCACAUGUUGUUCUUUGGAACACGGAGAAGAUAAGGUGGCUGUUGACACAAUGCUGCGAGGAGAGCAAGAGGAGGAAUAUUUGCGGGACAUCAUUGUGAGCAUUGAACAAGAAGGGGAAUAUGAGGAGGAUCUGGAACCCCACAAAGCUGGUGAUGAUCAGGAGCUCUGCAACCAUCUCAUCAAAGCCUGUCGUGAUGGCAUGACUCAGGUGGUAGAGCGCCUGCUGCAGACUGGGGCUGAUAUGACUCUGUGUGACUCUGCCAAGCAGACAGGACUACACGUCAGCCCCCCGGAGCUCCAGGAGAAAAUACUGGGCUGGAUGUCCAGGCCUCAUUUGCCCCCUCAGACCAGGCUGCUGCAGGCCGCCUGGCAAGGAGACUUGCACACAGUGCAGCACCUGCUGUCUCAGAUGGACAAAGUGGACGCCAACGUGCCCAACAGUGAUGGCGUGACUCCACUCAUGGUCGCCAUGCGAGACAUCGACCUGUUUGAAGGCAUGUCUUUGUUGCCAUGGCAACACCGACCCGCGGAAGUGGUCAAAGAACUGCUGAGGCUCUCGGUAGAUUUGUGGGUGCAAGACGACAGCGGCUGGUCUGCCCUCCACUACACUGCGAACAUCAACAGCCCUCUGAAGGACGAGAUCGCUGGCAUGAUUCUGGAGGCCAUCAGUCUCUCAGAUGCUGGCACCGUGUCGUCCCCGCCUCUGGACCAACAUUUUCACACGGAACUUGGAUGUUUGGACCUUGAGUUGGACCUUGAAAGCCUCACAGAUCAGUCUCCCUCAGGUUCACCCAUUCGGACGCCAACCCAUCAGGACCAGGUUCAACCAUACAGCCACACCGAGGGGACAUUGGACUAUUCCGAAUGUCAACUGGACCAUCAAAACACCUCUAGUCGGGACGAUAACGAAGAUGAGGGGAGUCCUCGCAGUGACCGAACUGCCAUGGAAACACUGACAGACCUGAUCCAAGCCUACCAGAACGCCAUGUCAGGCAGCAGAGGAACUUUGCCUUUGCCGAACCUAAGCAACGUUUGCAGACGGCAGAGGCAUUUGGAUCCCGUUCUUCCACCAGGACAGCUGCCUCCGAGAAGCAACCGCCUUCCUGUACCCCCAAAACACAGGCAGAGAACAAGAAGUUUUAACGAAGCAGCUCCAUCAUCCUUUGGCCUGUUGUCUAUUGCAGUACCGAACAAGCUCAGCCAAUCAGCUCCCAGCAUCAUGGAACCACUUGUGUGUUCAAACUAUGUACUUCAGGCCAGGGCACACAUCCAGACAAGAUUGGGCUCUCAUAAACCUAUCAAUGAGCAAAAGGGUCCCAUAUUGGCUCUGCAACCUGCUGCUCUUCUCCGGUCACCCAAGCAGCUGGAACCACUGGACCCCAGGUUAAAAGAAAAUGCUGCUGCACCGGUAUUAAAGUACAGUGUUCCCCUGAAGCCAAUUACCAAGAGCAUUCAUUCCACAACCCACUUUAAGAGGAGAUUUUCAGGGGGCACCCCACGUACCGACCCCCUCGCCAUCAGGUGUGGCAGUGAAGAUAGUGGGUCUAACAUCAGCAGUCAGAGUUCUACUGAUCUGGAAGAUGAGGACUAUGAAAGGGAUACACCUGAAGACAUUUACUGGGUUUCAAAACAUUCCAAAGGCUGCACUGAGAAAGACAGUGAGUUUGAUGAUGGGAAGACAGUGCAGAGUUUAUCACCACUCGUCAAGUCAAUACACAUACAAAAACAAGAGCCUGUUAACUGCCAGACCAUUAUGAAUUGCACCAAUGAAAAUCAGGAUUAUGGUAUGAGUCGUAGAGCGAGAAGGAAUCAUGAAACACCGGUCCCAUUAAUGUCUGAUGAGAGUAUUACCAAUGACUGCAAUAACACUGCAGAACAGGCAGAUACAACUAUUAAGGGUAACUAUGUGGAUAAACCUGCAAUCGCAAAGGAUUUCCAAAUAGAAGAUGCGAUCUGCGGCAGUAGUGAGGGUGCAAAGGUUAAUAGCAGCUUUGUCCCUGAAGAGACCUCACUAAUUUUUUCAAAUAGCAAUCAAGUUAUAGUUGCUAAGAGUGGAACAUUUAAGAAAACUUUGAAGCCCGCUGAAAACAAGGCAGAAGAAUACGGUUUAAAUUGUGAAGUGAGGACAAAUUUGUCCGCCACUCGACUCGAGCUCAAAGCCGAAACUAUACUAAACCUAAGUAAGGCCCAGAAAAAUCUAAAGCACCGCUCUCUUUUCAACCAACCUAUAGAUAACACUAAAACGAGCCCUGAUCAAAUUGUUGUUAAGAAAGUCCCCACCUCUUUGGAUAAAUCAAACCUUAAAUAUCUUAAGGUUGCUCGUUGGACCCCUGACCCCCCAUCACCACGAAAGAAGGGAGCUGGUAGUGCACACUACAGAGGAGCAAAUCCUGACAAGGUGAGCAACCACCGUGCACAACAGCACCCAAAAGGCAGGGAGAUGAAGAGCACCCACCAAUUAAAGAAUCCAGAUGAGGCUGGGGCACAAAGAUCUAAAUCUGCCAUGGACUUCAUCACAUACAAAGACAUGUUUAAGACAAUUCAGAGUGAAGGCAAAGGACCUGCAAUCUAUGAGAUGUUUGCUGGUCCGAUCUAUGAUCAUCUUCGGAAUCCAGUCAGCUUUGAGGACAAACAACCUCAGGCUGCUCAGUUCAGGAAUUUACAUGAGAUCCGUAACGUCAAACACAGACCUUUGAAACAAGGGCAAACUAAGCUAAGGAAAUCCCCGACAGAGACGAUAGUAGUUUCAACUAAAGGCAUAGCAAAACCUUUAUCUUCCAGGGUGAAACCUCACCUCACACAAGCACCAAAGAACAGACACAAAGUGGAGUGUAUUAGUCAACCUGAGGCUAAGCUAGUUCUCUCUAAUGAUGGUGAGAUGGGUCGUAACGCUGUAGAAAAGGCUGAAGUCACGACGUUAUCGACCAUUGAUGAGGUUCUCCCCGGUGGCAAAGGUAUGACAGAUAACGGUUAUGAUAACUUCCUUAUGAAUAUGGAAGAAACAACUGUAAGUUCAACAGACGUACACAGAAGUGACCACACUGGUAUGUCACCAGUGUAUCAGAAGUUUCUGGAUGGGGUUGGGGACGGACCACUUACAGAUGACUUGUUGCAAUGUCUGGCUGAGGAGCUGAUCUCACUGGAUGAGAAAGAUGUCUCCACUGGUUCAUGUCCACAAAACCUUGAAAUAGAGUACCACAAAGAGGACAAUGCAAUAUCAAGAGACAAGAAGAAUGCAGGGGUUACUUCAAUUAAUUUUGCUGCUUUACAUGGAUUUGGGUCAGAUGAUAACAUUUCUUGGACGAAGGGUGAAGUACUUGGUCGUGGAGCAUAUGGGACAGUAUACUGUGGUCUGACCAGUCAGGGCCAGUUGAUUGCUGUGAAACAGGUGGCUUUGGACACCGCUGACCCAAAGGCUGCAGAGAGCGAGUAUGGUCGGUUGCAGGGAGAAGUAGAACUUCUCAAAACGCUGAGCCACACCAAUAUCGUUGGCUUCCUUGGGACCUCUCUCUAUCAGCACAUGGUUUCCAUCUUCAUGGAGUACAUCCCAGGAGGAUCUAUCGCCAGCAUUCUUCAUAGAUUUGGUCCACUGCCAGAGCGUGUUCUCGCACUAUACACCCAUCAGAUCCUGGAAGGGGUGGCCUACCUUCACUUGAACAGGGUCGUUCACCGUGACUUGAAGGGGAACAAUGUGAUGCUGAUGCCCACAGGUGUGAUCAAGCUCAUAGACUUCGGCUGUGCACGCCGAGUCAGCUGCGUAACCCACAGCACCAACAGCAGUGGGGAUCUGCUCAAGUCUGUCCAUGGCACGCCUUACUGGAUGGCACCAGAGGUUAUCACCGAUACAGGAUAUGGCAGGAAGUCGGAUAUAUGGAGUGUGGGUUGCACGGUCUAUGAGAUGGCCACAGGAAAACCCCCUCUAGCACACAUGGACAAGAUAGUGGCCUUGUUCUACAUUGGGGCCAAACAAGGACUGAUGCCUUCUUUACCUGACAGAUUCUCAGACAGCGCCAAAGACUUUGUCAACAUCUGCUUGACAAGUGACCAGAGACUGCGGCCGUCUGCGGACCAACUGCUGCAACAUUCUUUUCUCCCCAGACACACCUCGAAAAAGAACUCCUGCGGUCAUCCAGAUGGACUUUGCGGUUUUAUUUGUGUUUUGGAGUAAUACAGAUGUAGACUUAAGAAUAUUGUGCCUUCUUCAAGCAGUACAAAGAAAACCAAGCACUUUUAAGUAUCGUUCACAAUUAGGACUGUCAACGUUUAAUACUGCAGUUAAUGCCAAUUCUUUUUUUUAUCAAGUCUUGUGAUCAUUUGCUUUUUUUUCCUGCAAGACAACUUUCUCAAGAAGAAUCAACGUGUGCGAUGCAAAUAGUUACUUUAAAGCUUUUUUCACAAAGCAAUACCUCAGUUUUGUACACCCUUUUUUUCUCC